AGGUGAAUAAUUUCGUUUGCCGUAGAGUUUUUCCCAUUGCUCAGAAGUAGGUAGGUUUUUUCGGAAGCCGUUGAGUUUAUACAUAAAAGUAAACAAAAAUUGACACGAGGUUAAAGUAAAUAUUAGUAUGGAUCUAUUUUCAGUUUUUAAUGACGACAAUUUAAGCCUGAACAGUUCUGAAGAAAGCUCUGAGGAAAGUGAAAUUCUACAAGAAAUUGUUGAAGAGGAUGGGAAAAUCACAGAUAUUGACUUUUUGCCAGUAAAUUGCAUUGAUAAUGGAGACAAAACCAAACUUGUUUAUCAUUGUAAAUCACACGAAGAAGCAUUGCAUUGUAUCAAAAAAUAUGAAUUAAGAACAACAACACGAUUUGUGGUGUAUUAUGCUAAUAAAAAUUUUGGUAACACAGAUACAAUUACAACGAAUCAUAGUGUACUUUGGGAAGAUUCUGCUAUUCCUUAUUCAGGAAUACCUUAUAUUGUUAUUUCAAAUAAAGUUUUAGAUUGUCACCAUGGGUUUGACAGAAAUGUUUCAAAAAAAAAUGAUUACAAAAAAAAUAAAAAAAGACAUGAUAUGGAUGAUCAUUGCUUUCAAAAAAACUAUUUAAUCUUACAAGAUAGUAAAAAGUUUAUGUGUCCUGCCAAAAUAGCUAUGAAGGAAAUAAUUCACUUUCCUGAUUUUAAGAUAUCAGAAAAAACUGAGUGGCGCAAAAAAAACGCAUCAAAACUUUUGAGACAAAAAAUAAAAACUUCACCAUUAAAUGAAAUCCAACAUACAAGAACAAUUGUAGUUUCCAUUGAUGAUUUGUCCUGUCAUGAUAAACAUCCUGUUGGACAGGCUGACUUGAUUUCUCAAAUGAUUGAUCCUCAAAUUUCUAAAAAAAUAGAAGAAUAUGUUAAAGAAGGAAUAUGCAACAUUAGAGAAAUGAAACGUCUUCUUCGACUAUUUGUUAAGGAUAUAUUUGAAAAAGAAAAUCUUCCUCCUCCAAAUAAUAGAAGAUUUUAUCCAUGUGUUAAUACUAUAAGAUCACAUAUAGUUAAAAUGAAGCAAAAGUUGAGAUAUUCCAUGAUUGAUCAAGAAUGUCUUUUGAAAAAGUGUCAUGAAUGGAAAAAAAUUGAUCCACAUAUUAAAGUGUUAAUUCGACCAAAAUGUCCGUGCAAUGGGUCCAAAGGUCAUUUUUAA
Molecule: messenger RNA, 1180 nt
Organism: Hydra vulgaris (swiftwater hydra)
Lineage: Eukaryota; Metazoa; Cnidaria; Hydrozoa; Anthoathecata; Hydridae
Source: RefSeq, a predicted model, not a curated record